UUAUACCUAACGUCGAGGCCAAACCGCCGCCGCAGCAGCAGCAGCAGCAGCCGCGAGAGAAGGAAGCGGUUGUGGACGUGGUGGGGAGUGCGCGCGUGCCAUGGCCUGCUGUGGAUUACGGCGCUGAAGAGGACCCGAGCGGAGGAUGCAGCCGUCUUUCCAGGCCGGCAAACAGGCGGCUGCCUACCGGGACCCUGCCGGCCGGAGGCCCGUCUACGCCGCCAACCCGCGAAAGCAACAGCAAGGCACCUUCCCGGCCAGGCUGGGCUCUCCGCCUGCGUCCAGCAUCAACUCGGGAGGCUCGGCUGGUGGCAGCAGCAGUAGUGGCUCGCAGGGCGACCAGCUCAGCAAGACCAACCUGUACAUCAAGGGACUCACCCACACCACCACAGACAAGGACCUGCUCAACCUGUGUGCACCGUAUGGCAACAUAAUCUCGACCAAGGCCAUUCUGGACAAGGACACUAACAAGUGCAAGGGCUAUGGGUUUGUGGACUUUGAGUCGCCCCUGGCAGCCGAGAAGGCGGUGAAGGCCCUGCAGGCGCAGGGGGUCCAGGCGCAGAUGGCCAAGCAGCAGGAGCAGGACCCCACCAACCUGUACAUGGCCAACCUGCCCCUCUACAUGGCCGAGCAGGACCUGGAGCAGCUGCUGCAGGCGCACGGCGCCGUCAUCUCCACCCGCAUCCUGCGCGACAACAGUGCACAGUCUCGGGGUGUUGGCUUUGCCAGGAUGGAGUCAAAGGAGAAAUGCGAACAAAUUAUUGCCACUUUCAAUGGGAAGGUGCUUGCUGGGUCCAAGGAGCCACUACUGGUCAAAUUUGCAGAUGGUGGUAACAAAAAGCGCACACUGUACAAGAACCACGAGCAUCGCAUGUGGCGUGACGGAGAGGGACUGCCAUACGAGCAAGGGGCGCUCUCGCAGAAUGGAGUGGGCCAACCGUUGGUGCCAGCUGCCCUUGGUGGCUACCAGCCAGCGCAACAGCGGGGCUACUCGGCAGCUGCGACGCCCACCGCCUACGCCCUGCAUGGAGGUGCAUGGAUGCAGCCGGCCCAGUACAUAAUGCAGGCACCGCACCUAGCCACCACACCACAGAUGCUUCAGUCGUCUUUGGAGCCCUUGGCGCAUGCCUACAGUCCCAUGCUGCCCCAACUGACGGCACAGAUGAACCAGCUCUCCAUUCCUGGGGCUUCGUACAUGGCGGCGGCAGGUGCACACCCGUACGGGAGCCCAGCACCCACCCUGUACCAGCAGGCCCCGCAGCUGGUCCAACAGAUUCCCCUCUCUGAGCAACUGUGUGUGCAGGAUCCGUCAAAUGGAGGCCUGGGCAAUGGAGAGGAUGCGGCCCCAUACCAGGGAUACCCCUAAGUGAGCGCAGCGUGUGACAGGCAGAGAUCUGACUGAAUUGUGUCCCAGCCAGCAGAGGGGGUGGUGUGCUGUGUCACCCGCGGGGAGUUUUCACCAUCGGCCAAUCAAAAAAAAGAAAAAAAAAGAAACACAGGACUCGCACCCUUUUCCCUUUCCUGUUUUUUAUCCUCAUUCUUGAGCAGCGGAUGACUCCCCCCUUCCUCCUAGCAGUGCGCUGUUGUGACGAGACAGGGGGCCUCGAUGUGAUGGCGUAGUGUGCUCGGUAGUUUUCCCUCCCCGUCUGCAGCAGCAGCGGGAAGGCCUGUAAAUAGCGUGCGCCAGAGGGAGGAUUUCUUCCCUCCUUUUUGAUACACACACACACACACACACACACCCAGCAGCAGCAGCAGCAGCAGCAGUGAGGGAAGCGGGGCGGCCUCCAGGUGGCGCCUCUUUGGUGCUCUUACUCCCACCCUGGCGGCGUUUCUUUGCUCUCAUUCCAUUUGGUCCUCGCAAAGGUGCAGAACCAAAGAGGGCAUAUUUUUCUAAGGUUUUUCUACGAGGCACCCUUUCCUUCGAAGGCUCCCCUUCCCCGACAAGUAUUAACACACGACGCUGUGCCAAAAAGCAGAUGGAACACACUUUGGAAAGCAGCAGCGCACACAACGAAGUGCCUGCGCCAAUGGGUGCUGGGCGCGGAGGAGACUACAGUAAGGCGCUUCUCAGGGGAUGCCUUCUCUCGAGCGACCAUGUUAUAUUCGCCGAGGGGUGUUUCUCUCUUUGUCGCAGUGUGGCGCACCUGGAGCGGACACACCGUUGUCGCAGUGCCUUCCACACGUUAGUUGCACGUCUACUUAUAUGAGGGCGCCGCCAGGGAUCGCUUUACUUUGCUUUUUACACGAUGUUUUUCAAAAGCCAGGAGACAUUGAAAAUGCACACAGUUUUGGAACCCGUUUUCAAGGUCCCCUACUCGUCACACAUUCCGCCCCCUUUUGCCCCUCCUCGAGCAGCAGCUGUGGAACAAGUGGCCCCCUAUGCAACAACAGCGUGACAUUCCACGGGGACCCGAUUCGCGGCCGUCUUCCUCGGGCGGGACUUAACGGUCCCGUGCGUGCUUGUUGUGUGUGCGUGUGUGUGCGUGAGAGACGGACUCGCUGAACUGCUCCUUUUUCCUCGCGUGACGGACAGCUUGAACCGGUGGAGCCGCCAGCCGCUCACCAUGGCCGCCCAUCGAGCGGCCUCGUUUUUGCAAGCCCCGGCUGGGCGUCGUCCCCCUUUUUUAUGAUGCCUGCUUUCCCCUCUUCCCCCA
Molecule: messenger RNA, 2654 nt
Organism: Rhipicephalus sanguineus (brown dog tick)
Lineage: Eukaryota; Metazoa; Arthropoda; Arachnida; Ixodida; Ixodidae
Product: RNA-binding motif, single-stranded-interacting protein 1
Exons: 11
Coding region: 146-1366 (406 amino acids)
Cellular component (GO): nucleus; ribonucleoprotein complex; cytosol
Molecular function (GO): mRNA 3'-UTR binding; poly(A) binding; poly(U) RNA binding
Source: RefSeq, a predicted model, not a curated record